UAACAAAGAAAAAGAAAAUCCAUUUCCGUUUGACGUUAAGGAUCUAUAAAUUAAACGUACACGUGUGAUUCAGAUUCUCAUACGUAUUCUCGAAAGCUGUUUUUUUAUUAAUAAAACAUCAGCUAAGCUGAAAUCUUAAUAAGAACUAAACUAUAGAGCUAAAAACAGCUGAGAUCUCGAUUUAUGUUCUGGUUGCUAAUUGAUCGACGUGCUCGAUUAGUAAUAGCAAAAAUAAAAAUUUGAAGAAUAAUUUCAUGGAGGACAAAAACCAUGUGCAAAGAACACAUUCACAAAAUAUUAUUUUCUAUUUGUGAGUAAAAGAAUACUAUCAUAAAAACAACAAAGAAAAGAAUAAUUAAUUAUUUGUCGUCUCAAGUUAAGGAUCCAACAAUUAGAAGUUGAAAGAGAUUUCAUGACUCAAAACUUAUAUAUUGUAGAGACUUGUGCAUAAUUUUAGUUUUGUAUACCAAAAUCCAAAUAACUCAAAAAGUUCAACUUUUUUCUUAAAAAAAAAACAAUAUAUAUAGAAAGAUAAAACUGAGAGAGUAUCCAUGGAUGUAGCUGGUGAAUUCCAUCGAAUAGAAAAAGAUGGUAAACUAUAUUUUGAAUAUCACCAUUCAAAAUACCAUCCCAUACCCCAAAUUCAAAGCUUAUCCUCCUCCAAUGAAACAAUCAUCAACAACCACACAUCUCAAUCUCUUUUCGUAUGUCCAGUUACACGAUGUCGUGUUGCACUUAAUGAGUCACCUGAUAGAUCCACAUUUUCUCCAAUCUUUUCUUCUCCAGAGUAUCUCUUCUCUACAAUAGAUCAUGAUCUUUACCAUUCAUUACUCCCUUUGUUUUGGUGCAACAAUAAAGACUUUGAAAUAGAUGGUGGGUGUGACAUAUGCAAAGGUUUAAAUUCUGGCACCGAUUAUUAUCUUUGUGAUUACUGUAAUGGAAAGUAUCACAGAGAAUGUGUUCAGUCUCCACUUAAAAUAAAAUCUCCUUAUCACCUUCAGCAUUCUCUCCAACUUUGCUUUUAUUGUCCAAGUGCUCGCAUCAUCGAAUGUUUAGUCUGUGGAAGAACAAUAAGCCGUCUACUAUAUUAUUGUGACAUUUGUCGAGUUUUCAUGCAUUCAGUAUGUGUCAUGAAACCCAUACCCUUUGUUAUAGACCUACCAAAAAGGCAUGAUCAUCCUCUCACUUUUUUUCCUAGACAAACUUCCUUAACUUGCAACGUUUGUGGCUUGUUGAGAAAAAUGUAUCCCACAUAUAUAUGUGUCACAUGCAACUUUGUAGCUCAUAAAGAUUGUAUGUAUUUUCCUCGCAUCAUCCAAAUAUCACGUCACCGCCAUCGUAUCUCUUACAAAUCUUCACUCCCUUCCGGAGAAUGGUUAUGUGGAGUUUGUCGCCAAAAUAUUGAGAUCGAUUAUGGUGCUUAUAGUUGUGACAAGUGUUGUGAUUAUGUUGUCCAUUCAAUAUGUGCUCUAGGGAAGGAUGUGUGUGAUGGAGAAGAUCUGGAAGGUGUACCAGAAGAAGAUGAUAUAACACUAGGUGUUGAAUCAUUUGAUGUGAUAUCUGAAGGAGUGAUACUUCAUUUUCUUCAUGACCAUCAUCUCUACCUCCAGGAAAGUAUACUUUAUGAUGAGAAUAAGUUUUGUCAAGCUUGUGUUCUACCUAUCUUUGAAGGUAAUAUUUAUUCUUGUAUCGAGUGUGGCUUCAUCCUCCAUGAAACAUGCGCACAAUCUCGCCGCAAAUUACAACAUGCGUUACAUCCUCAUCCACUUACACUGAGGCAUGUGAAUCCAUAUGAAUAUGUUGGCUUCACGUGCGAUGCAUGUGAUCGUUUAUGUGGUGGGUUUAUCUAUGGGUGUCAUUUAAAGGAAUGUGACUUCGAUCUGGAUAUACGGUGUGCUUCAAUAUCUGAACCGGUUGAUUACCAAGGUCAUGAACAUCCCUUGUACUUAGCUUUAAACUCUGAAGAACAGCCCGUAUGUCAUGUAUGCCAAAUAAAAUGUGAGAAGCAAUUAAAUUGCAUCAUCUGCAAUUUUAUUAUAUGCAUUAAAUGCACUACCUUACCAUAUAAGGUAAGGUAUAAGCAUGAUAAACAUUUUCUCAGAGUUCUGUGGGAAGAAGAAAUAUGUGACAAAAGUUGGUGUGAGGUGUGUGAACAUGAUUUGAGAAAUACAAACACAAAUGUGAUCUAUUGGUGCGAUGAAUGUUGCAUCACCGUUCAUGUUGAAUGUUUAUUUGGUGAUGACCCGUAUCUGAAGCAUGGUCAAUUUUUAAAAGAAAAUGGUAUCAAGCUCCAAAUUCUUUGGAAAAGCAAUAUUUCUCGACCAUCGUGCAAUUACUGCAAAAACCGUUGUCAACACAAAAUGUUUAUGAGAGACGAUAUCGUAGCAUGUUCUAAGAGAUGUGCUCUUAGCAAUAGUUUUUUUUUUUUUUUAACACUUUGUGACUAUAACGUGAUGGUUUGAACAAAAAGAGAAGAAGAAAGAUACGAGAAAAAAAACAGAGUGCGGAAGAUACCAACAGGGCCCCACACUCAAAAUAAAAAACGAACAACAUAAAUCAAAUAACAGCACUCCACUCCCGUAGAACUCGCAGUUGCGAAGGAAGUAUCUCAAGCCUGUCAUGAAUUCGCACCGCCGCAACCCCAACUAAUGCGCACUGAAUAUCCCACUCUCAUCCUCACGUACAAUGGGCAGUAACCACCCAGGGCAGUCCGUAGCUAUGUAGGACGCGUAGCGUUGAUCUCUAGUGACACUGAGAGCAAUUGCAUCUGCACAUCUGU
Molecule: messenger RNA, 2779 nt
Organism: Brassica napus (rape)
Lineage: Eukaryota; Viridiplantae; Streptophyta; Magnoliopsida; Brassicales; Brassicaceae
Exons: 1
Coding region: 552-2462 (636 amino acids)
Source: RefSeq, a predicted model, not a curated record